CCUUCAUGAGCGUGAUGAGGUAAGUGGUACGUACCAGGGUACGCACCUAGCGCGCGGUGCGGGGCCGUGAGUAAGCUUGCCCUCGUGGGCCGUGGCCCAUCAACUAGACUGACUGCAGCAGCAGCAGCUCUAGUUCGAGGGUCGCAGGCAGUCUGCGCAUCAUUCGCUCCCAGGUGCCCUGGACCAGCCAGGUUCCAGGUUGAGGGAGGUUUCACCCAAAACGCCGUAGCUGAGAAAUACACAUUCACUUUUAACCCCGAAACCUGACCAAGCUUGCCCACUCUGUCCCAAUACUUUCUUCAACCCCCAUCGGGCAACAACGCAAUCCUCUUCUUCCACUUUUCUCGUCGCCCUCACAGUCUCUUUUUUUCCUCGCUCAACCACCAACGCGACGAACUUGGAAUAUCGAUUCACACAAGCCGACCGCUACGAUGGCAUCUGAUCACCAUGGAGCUGCGGUAGAGCUCAAGGACAACACCGUCAUUGUUGUCCUUGGUGCCUCUGGCGAUCUCGCUAAGAAGAAGACCUAUCCUGCGCUCUUCGGACUGGACAUCCGGAUCGUGGGUUAUGCCAGAACCAAAAUGGACCACGACGAGUACAUCCGCCGCAUCAAGUCGUAUAUCAAGACCCCAACGAAGGAAAGCGAGCAGCAGCUUGAGGAGUUCUGCUCCAUCUGCACAUACGUUUCCGGCCACGUUUUCACCAUUGUUUCACAGCAUCUCAAGAGGUGCUGCUACCCCUCCAGGGGCGUUGCGCGUGUUAUUGUCGAGAAACCCUUUGGCAAGGACUUGGCAAGCUCUCGAGAACUGCAAAAGUCUCUUGAGCCUGACUGGAGGGAAGAAGAGCUCUUCCGUAUCGACCAUUAUCUCGGCAAGGAGAUGGUGGAACAUUCUUAUUCUGCGUUUCGGCAACUCCUUCCUGGGCGCUACCUGGAACAGGCAUCACAUCGACAACGUCCCAGAUUACAUUCAAGGAACCUUUCGGCACCGAGGGUCGUGGUGGUUACUUCGACGAGUUCGGCAUCAUCCGCGAUGUCAUGCAGAACCAUUUGUUGCAGGUUCUUACGCUGCUUGCCAUGGAGCGCCCCAUCUCUUUCUCCCGCUGAAGAUAUCCGUGAUGAGAAGGUGCGGGUCCUCCGCGCCAUUCCGGCAAUCGAGCCCAAGAACGUCAUCAUCGGCCAGUACGGAAGGUCGCUUGACGGAAGCAAGCCUGCUUACAAGGAAGACGAUACUGUCCCCAAGGAUUCCCGUUGCCCCACUUUCUGUGCGCUAGUUGCGUACAUCAAGAACGAGCGUUGGGAUGGUGUACCCUUCAUCAUGAAGGCAGGCAAGGCCUUGAACGAGCAGAAGACCGAGAUCCGCGUGCAGUUCAAGGACGUCACAUCGGGCAUUUUCAAGGACAUUCCUCGCAACGAACUCGUCAUGCGCAUUCAGCCCAACGAAAGUGUCUACAUCAAGAUGAACUCUAAGCUUCCCGGCCUGAGCAUGCAGACCGUUGUCACCGAGCUUGACCUCACCUACAGGAGACGCUUCUCCGACCUCAAGAUUCCCGAGGCCUACGAGUCCCUUAUUCUCGACUGCUUGAAGGGCGACCAUUCCAACUUUGUCCGUGAUGAUGAGCUCGAUGCCAGCUGGAGAAUCUUUACCCCUCUGCUUCACUAUCUCGAUGAUAAUAAGGAAAUCAUCCCGAUGGAGUAUCCUUAUGGUUCUCGCGGCCCGGCUGUUCUGGAUGACUUUACGGCCUCGUACGGCUACAAAUUCAGCGAUGCUGCGGGCUACCAGUGGCCCACAACCUCCGCCAUGGGGUCGGGCAUGAAGCUGUAGAUUCGCAACGUCCUCACUAUCCUCCCUUCGCUCCGGAUGAUGGAUAUGCUUUGGUACACGUGGUUCAAUCUGCGUCAUGAGUUGGCAAAGGAAGCAGUUGUAUCACGUCAUGAGCAGAAACGUUGGGACUAGAUCUUGCUUCCAUUUCCCCUGGGGGUUUUCUGCGUUUUCUUUUUAUGUGAUGCUGGGAAAAGCAUUAAAGCAAUUUCAUGAGAGUCAAAAGAGGCAUGUAUGGGUUUAUAGGUAACAGCGGGCAUGGCUGUUGUUAUGUCCUUCACGAUCCGGAGAGAACAAUUUAUGAUGAGGUUCCUUUCUUACUAUAGGUGUUGGGGAUACAGGUAGUGACUCGCUCUUGUGCCUGGGGAUGGUUGAAGACGUGAAGGGAUGUCUUAUCUCAUACUGAGGCCGAAUUUGAGUAGCCAAGUAGUUAGAGAAAGCUUCUUACCUUAAUGGCCAGUACAUUCAUAUUGAG
This is a messenger RNA of Neurospora tetraspora, 2295 nucleotides long. RefSeq names its product glucose-6-phosphate 1-dehydrogenase. NCBI's taxonomy places the organism in Eukaryota, Fungi, Ascomycota, Sordariomycetes, Sordariales, Sordariaceae. Gene Ontology annotation, molecular function: NADP binding; glucose-6-phosphate dehydrogenase activity. Gene Ontology annotation, biological process: pentose-phosphate shunt, oxidative branch; glucose metabolic process. The record is from RefSeq and is a predicted model, not a curated record. Bases 432 to 1823 code for a protein of 463 amino acids. Gene Ontology annotation, cellular component: cytosol. The transcript is spliced from 7 exons.